ACUUUAUAACAGAACGUCAGCCCUGGCAUCAAUCUAGUCUGAGAGCGACUUUGGGGACUGACGGACUACCGCUGUUGGACUCUUUUGGAGAAACUUGCUUUUGCUUUUUGCAAGCUUGAAACUCUUUUUCUUGUGGGAAUACACGCGCUAAAUAAGUAAGUGGACUUUGGUCACUUUUUAACUUCCUUGUAUUCAGCUGCUAUCCUCGCGGAUUAAAGAAGGAAGCACCUUUUUUUUUAACCGGGAUAUCCACCGCUCCAUUACGCACAGAGAUCGCAGGAAACCUUUCAUUAGAUUUAAUUGAAGACGUGAAACAACAGAUUUGGUGGCAUUUCAAUCUGCUGUCUCAAUAGGAGGCAGCAAAGCCAGUAACAACAUGACUGUGUAGAUGACAGAAGCCGGAAAAUGAAAGACAGGAGGGGGAAAGUGGCGCAGUUGGAAGAGACGAAUUCAUUGAAUUUACAGAAACAGAAAUGCAACCUCUUAAAGUUAUUCCUGUCUCAAAAACUUAACGCAAAUUCACAUUAAUCUAAACACCAUUUAUCCACAUUAGUUUCUCUCACUUGUUAUUAAAUGUACUAGUAAGUUGAAGCAGUUUUAACGCAGUCCAGAUAUAGCUUCUGUUAAAGUCUGUCCGUGCUGAACGUGCUGCAGCGACACACCCAUGUCCCAACUCUCUGACAUCCACACACACACAUACACAAACACACACACAAAAUCACACUCCCUCUCUGACAGAGACCCUCUCCUCUUCUCAUUGCCUUCCAGAUCGUCUGGAAAGAUGCUGCUCCUACUACUGGGAAUCAUCCUCCUGCACGUCGCUGCUCUGGUUCUCCUGUUUGUGUCCACGAUAGUCAGCGUGAGUAAAAACAAUGUUCUCCCCUUUUUCUUUAAUAUUUAAUGAUAAAAUAUAGUCAAUAAAUCUUUAAAACACUCUGCAAGAAUCUAAUACAUGCAGUAGGAAAAUAAUGUUUUUUACUUUAUCACUAGAUUGGAGUUAAUUGUUGUUUUAGAGGAUGUAAAUCUAACAUUUUUCAGCUCUGUUUUCAAAAACACUUGUUAAUUUGAUCUCUAUAUUGAGUUGGAGAUGUUAUAUUUAAGAUUUCCAGAUCUAAUUUUACUCCCAUCGGUGACCGUGUUGUUUGUUUGCCAUCAGGUAUGGACGUCAAGUGAGACCAGCACCUCAGACCUCUGGUACAACUGCUCUACUUCCAAUGGAGGAUACCACUGUGACCCUGCAUCCACUGGAGGUCAGACACCUGCUUUGCACUUCACUUAAAACUACUCUGAUGUGACAAAACUUGAUAUUUUGCUGGCUUUUAGUUUUGCAUUGAAGCGGGUUUAAAUCUAUUGGAAUAGAGGCUCUGAGCUGUGUAAACCCACAUGCUGAAAUCCAACAUUUAGCAUGUUGAUGAUGUGGGUGUGUCGCAGCCCCCUCUGGGACUCUGCUGCCAUCUAGGGCAGAGAAUGUGGCGGUGCCGUCUUGAGGUGAGAGCUGAUAGGCUGCCGCCGUAUAAAUAGUCGUGGUGUGAUGUCCAUAUUCAGGUCUCAUGUUGGGGAGUCCAUAGUGACAGGAGUUGGGGAGUUGUGGAAGAGGAUCUGGGUGGGGCUGCGGAGUAUUUAAAGUUGUAGAUGUGUCAGUGUGUGUGUGACAGAGUGUUUGAAAGCAGGGGAGACCUUGGACUACCUCAUGCAGAACAUAGCAUGCUGCUGCUGCUGCCGGGUCACGCCCAGUGUCAGAUCAGAGUGUCCAGUGUUAGUUUGCAGGGAUCAUUAGGACAAUUUAAGGCAGCAGCUGCAGCCUUUAAGAGAUUUAUUUAGACACUCAGCCUCCUCUAUGUGUUUGAAAAUGGAUAACACUCUUCACCUUGCAGAAUUUUUAUCAUUCAGGAGUGAAAAAUGAAUCAACAAGUCCGUGCUCCAUCAUGGUUUAGCAGCAGCAUGUUUGGUUCCUAACUGUACGGUCAGAGAGUUGCAGGAGCCGCUGCCCACAGCCGGGGUGAUGUCAUUUGUCUAGAAUGAGCCGUGCUCAGCCAGUGUGUGUUUUGUCAGGCCGGCAGCGCCUGCAUACUCUGCCAGGUAGUUUGAUGGCGCAGCCAGUUUGUUUGACUUGCUUUCAUUAGCGCACUGACGCACUGUGUUUAUUUAAGAAGGCGCGUGUGCUCUGUGCCCGGGCUUUGCGAGAUGGAAGAUAGGGGGUCUGAUCUCACGUGGGAGCCGAGUCUGCGUCUGACCGGGCUUUUCUGAAGCUUUGCUGAGCAAUCAAGUUCAUUAUGCGGUGACUCAGAAUCAUGAUAAUCGCGGUUAUUUUUAGGGCUUUUCUUGGGAGUUUAGAAGAAGUUUCCUGUAAGUUUGAUGACGCUUCAACGAGGAAUAUUCCAUCAUAGCUAUCACAUGCCAGACUCUGGAUAUAAACAUCACAUCCCUACAGCCAGGAAACAUCCAACUCUAAAUUUAGCUGUGUAGAAGACUGUCUUUUCCCCUCAGCAUGGCUCUUCUAUACAUAAACAGCAGAAUAAAAACAGCUUUAUUUUGAAAGUGCGCGACUCUUGGGCACUGUGAGGCCUCAGGAUAGAAAGUAUUUACAGAUAUUUUCCUGUUUUGAGUCGCAGAAGAAUCCUUGUGCGUUCCUGCGUUGAAAUAACACUCUCACGAAUGACAGCAUUCAUAUAAAAUUUGGGAUAUGAUUCAUACUUGCUUAUCUGGGAUAUUCUGGGCCUGGAACGGCGCCGCACGCUAGGAAAUGCCCCCUUGUCACUGUGUCCUGCUUGUGGCCGGUGAAAAGAGGAAGGAAGGAGGAGAAGAUGUGUGUUUAUCAGAAAGCAGCGAUGAUGUAUUGUCAUAUUUAUAGGAGGGGCACUAUUCAUAGAGCAGGGAUGGAACAUUUCACCCAUUUCUCACAGCGUUAUCAUUGUAUUAUGUAACACGUGAAGGCAGGAUCAUUACAGUGGAAUCUAAUUGUUGCUCUGGUGUGGUAUUGUGCUGCAUGCACUCUUUGGAUGGAGAUUUGCAGCGGAUCACGUUUCCAUAUCUCAUCCUGGGGCCAAUAAUCACGAGGGAUGAUAUUGUAGGUAACCGGACUCCAGAGUCUGCAAUCAGUGAGAAUGAUGUGAGGGAUAUUUUCCGGGAAAAUGGUGCAAUUCUGCUUAAAGACGUCUACAGAAGAAGAAGAAAGAAUAAGCUAAAGGGCUUUGACGUGUUUUUAUUUGACUCUCAGAGGUUAAAUGUGGUCAGUGGAAAUGUUACGAUCGCACAAAGAAAGCCGUCUUAUUCCUCAAAUAUACUCUCUGUUUUACGAGAGCUAAUAAAUUAUGAAUCCCGCCUUUAUUUUCCAUGCUUUUAGUGCCCCCAUUAAACCGCAACAUGCAUUUGAUUUACAUAAUUCAAGGGAAUCAAUAAACUAAAGAUGCCUGAGGAUGUUCACAGAAGCACAUCAGACAUUUGAAUGUCAGAGUUUGGAGUGUGUAUACAGAUGGAGCCGCAAUAAAAUGCCCACUUUUUAUUGGCUUGACUGGAAUAUUCUCAUGCCGCGAUAAGGCAGGAGACUUGUAAAAUCUUUGGUCGCAUCCAAACAGAUCAAGUACGUCCUUCACGGACAAGUACCUUGGGUGGAACCAAUAUUUUAUAGCAGGGAUGGCGCUGAAACAUGGCAGUAACAGCAGGCGCAACUAAAACCAAGAGUUGGGUGGAUACAGAGAGGGAGAGACGGUGUUCUUAGGUAACCUGAGAAGCCCAAGAGGUAGCCUGCAUGACCCUCAGACAAGAAAUAGACGCUGCUCUGAAGUCCUGGGAUGCCUCGCAUUGUGGGACGAAUGAAGCACAGAUACAACGAGACUCCGAUAGAUCGCAAAGGUAGUCUCUUCUGUCAAUACAGGUAUCUAAUGAGUUAAUGGCUUCUAGCAGCCAGGCCUUGGAGACUAACAAACAAUCAAUGAUACAUUUAGUGGUGGGUCCUCCAGUGAGGGGGCUCGCCAAGCUUUUAGGAACAAGAUACCCAGCUUCCAUUGUUGUGGAUCCAUUACAAAUCCCCAGAAGAAAACAAAGCCCAGGCUAACUCGUUAUGUUCUCUUUGAGAGGAUGCUGAAGUUCAGCACAGACCAGGCCAAUCAAAGCCCACUUUGGCGGUUAUUUUUGGUAAUGUGUUUCCCCCUUACCCUUCCCUUCUCUUUAGCUCAUUAAGUUAGUGUUAAACGCUUUUGGAUCAUGCCGAUCAUAGGUCCAGUUAUUGACAACACUCUCUCGUCUUCUUCCCCUUUGCAGAGUGGAUCCAGGCGGUCCAGGCCCUCAUGAUCCUAUCCAUCAUCUUCAGCUGCCUGUCUCUCUUCCUGUUCUUCUGCCAGCUCUUCACUUUGCAGAAGGGCGGACGCUUCUUCCUCACUGGAACCUUCCAGAUCCUUGCCAGUAAGUUGGAUCAAUGUCUACUCUUCUUCGCAAAUUCAGCGACAACACAACUGAUAUGGGACAGACAAAACCUGGACAUGGUUUGUCUCCUUUCUGUUAUGAAUGAAUGCCAAGUGCUAUCAUAUUACAAGGGUCAAUCCAAAACACAAGGGUAUUCAAUCGCGAAUUACACAAAACAGAGAAAGGCAGAUUUCUCUGACAACCAUUACCUAAUUACCGACCAAAUGACUGAUCUUUUGAGCCCAACCCUGUGGUCAUCUAACAUGGGAGCACUUGUAUAGUCAGGAAGAUAAACAAAUGACAGAUGCUCAAACCGCCUCUUCCGUUGCCAUGAAUUGAAUUAAGAGAGUCUGAGCCAGUUCCUAAUGGUUUAAUGCCCCCACUUGUCUAUUGUACUUCAUGCCCUUUUGCUAGCGAGUGGCUCCACCGCCAGUCCAUUGUAUCCUCUCUUGGCAGCCCUUUCCACCAUCCCAGGUUUUUUUGUUCUCUGCUUGUGCCAGUGCAUUGACUGGUACCCAGGUGCCCACUCAGCCACACAGGAAUGACGCUGGGCCGGCCGCCAAGCUGCACCAGUGGAAAUGUCAGGAAGGCUGGCACUGCGGGGGUCUGACAAACUGAUCAUGCCUUGUCCGACCAGGGAGGCAGGCAGUUCGGCAACACUCGCAAAGACGGGAUCGAGCUCGAUAGGCAUGAAUCACCGUGAUAUUUUUAACAGGGGUUCCUUUUGAGUGGGGCUGCCCCUGACAAAAAAACUUUCCUUUGUAACAAGGGUUUGGUUGUUUAAAACUACCGUGAGGGAUUUGGUCAUGAAACAGACUGAAACUUCCAAUGAUGCAAAAAAUUAAGCUGACAUCCAAAUCAUGUUUCCACUUAAAGGCAAGCCAACCAAAAGUCCAUUCGUUUGCUGGGGAAUUAGCCUCCCAUUAGCGGAAUUUCCCUUGAUUGUGCUCAAAAAAUUGAACGUAGGUUUAGUUCCUUGAAUUUCUGCAAUGACCAGGUCAAUGAAAUCUUGGCUGAGAUUCCAGUGAUCAACUAGCGCUCGAUUCCAUAAGGAGAUCCAUUGAAAAACACAGACCAGUCAACGCCACUGCCAACAAAGGGUUCAUCACAGGACACAGCAGAGAGCAGGAUGUGGAGAUGAAACCUGAUCCGAUAAUUGGUCAGGAUCAUGGCCAACAGUACUCAGUGCUUACUUUUCUCCUGUCCGCAGGUUUGUUCGUGAUGAGUGGAGCCAUCAUCUACACAGUGACGAGUCCAGACUGGGUGGCGCAAACGGACACCUUCGGCUACUCCUACAUCCUGGCGUGGGUGGCCUUCCCCUUGGCGCUGAUCAGCGGACUCAUCUACGUCAUCUUGAGGAAGCGAGAAUGAGCCCACAAUCCAUCCCAGUGUUCCCAGUAACCCCCCUGUCCAACUGCAAAAGUCAAGACCCCCUCUGAAGUUUAAGUUCUGAUGCCUGAGUACCAGUGGCCGGUGGAGCCACCAGGCCAAAACACCCAGAUCACAGAGAGGGGGGUAAUCCAAAAAAAUUCAAAGUGCAAACCAACACAAAAUCAACCAAUACUGUCUCAGUUAAAAGAUGUAUAUAGUAUCUAUGGUUUAAAACCUAUUUAUAACACUUUUUACAUAUAUGUACAUAGUUUUUGUGUUGCUCGUCAGAUACUUGUAUGAGCUUUGUUUCAGCUGAUUAAGUGCCUUGUGUUUGUUUGUAAUGAUGAAAUAAUUAGAUGCUAUUUUGUUGUGUUUUCAUUCUUUUUUUUUUUUGUUUGUUUUAAUUGCCAAAGAAUUAGCGAAAAGACAAAAAAAGUUUCUUGAAUUAUAUUAACCAAAGUGCAUGUAUGGAAAUAGAAGGAUUAGAAGAUUUCACUGACGGGCUUGCUUUACAAAAGAGUGGUGACAUCUAUGGACAUAGCAUAGCCACGAGCUCUAGAUUUGGUCCUUUUCUAUUCGUGAAUUUGCAAGUUUCAGUGUUUUUGUUUUUGGUGUUUUUCUAUUUCUUAUUUUCAACAACAGAUGGUGCUAUGUAUCUAUCAUUCCUCUUACUGAUAGCAGUCAUUUACAGCAGAGUUACUUUAUCCGGUAGAGUCCGACAGCUUGCUAUCGAGAAUCCAACAGAGGUGCCUGACUGCUUCUUUAGGGAACACAGCCUGAUUUUCUUUCUCCAUCAGCUACUGUAAAACAGAAUAUUUCAGUUUGGGAUGGUAUACCGACUGAGUACAACGUCAUUUGAAUGUCAGUAUUACGCCAGGGUUGUAUUACAGCAAAAUUACUUCUUAUAAGCUUUGUCUUUUUUUAUCGAUUUCCUUUAGUUUCCCCUUAUUUCGGUGUCUGUGUUCACCUCACAUCAACGGCUGAGUCUCAGAAGGCUCUACAGCCAAAACCAUCCCCAAAGAUAAUAAAAAGUACCUUUUAACAAUACUACAAACAUCUACCACAGAGUUGAAGCCAUACGAGAAAAACGCCUUAUGAUAAGAAAAGCAUAUUUAUCAUUAACUCUGUAUGUAAAAAAAGGACAGAGAUGUUCGCAGAAAUGAUACAAAUGUCUGUUUCACAUACUUGAAGUUUGACAUGCUGCAGUCUCUGCCCACUGACGUCUAGAUGUUUUCUCUUCUACUGUAUAAAACACUGUUUAUAUGUUGUGCAUAACAGAUGGUGAUGAAAACUUAGCCUUAAAACACUCACUUACUCAAUAAAGAAGACUCUCACAUUAUCUAAUAUUGUGUACUCCACUGUUAGAAGGGACUGGAUUCGUGGCGUGAGGGCAUGGAAAUCCCCUCAUGCUGGAUAACAAGUCAUCUUUGAGGCUCUCUGAAACAUGUUUAUGAGCUUAAAGUGCCGCAGAGGAAAAAACUGACACUUAACAAGCGUGAAUAUUAAAAUGGCAGCAAAUUCUGAACCAUUUGCGGCGAUGAAUCUCUUUCCAUCGGCGGCAGCAGGAAGUUGAUACGCUGCAUGAUCAAAGAUGUCAGCAACUGAAUUGUAAAUUCCUGUGCACUCGCCAAGCAAGUCUAUUUUACAGUAUGCUAUCACACUCUGGUAGAUCAGAUCAUCUGCCCCCUGCGCAUGGACUUGCAAAUGCUGUAUGUGACUACUGCUAUCACGCACCGGGGCGAAGGCACGGCGGUCUGCACCCGAUGCCAGUUAUUCGAAAUAUGCAGCUAGCGUUUCAGUGUCAACAGUGUCUCAACGGUGUCUCCCAUAGCAUCAGUAAUAAGAGGACUUGGACGUGGCGGGUCCGUCCUCCACUUGACAUCUCUGGCGAGACCCUGCAGCCUUCCAAAAAAAAAGAGCUACGAUGUGUUGGAUGAAAGUGUUUAAUUCAGAGCUUACGCUAGCUAGUCUGCUGUGGUUUUGUAGCAUGACGCUCAUUUCUGGGGUUCAGUUAGAAGAGGUCGACUCUGAUGACAACUGCCCUGCAACUGUUUUGUGUAAGGAGACGAAAUGUCAAUGCCAUGUUUACACCUAAACUUCCAAAUGCUCUCAAUAUUACCAAAGCUACUUUGAGUUGAAUCAUUAAAGGAUGUUUCUUACCACCA
This is a messenger RNA of Xyrichtys novacula (pearly razorfish), 7937 nucleotides long. The record is from the annotation of a GenBank genome assembly. Lineage: Eukaryota; Metazoa; Chordata; Actinopteri; Labriformes; Labridae.